AUGGACGGGACUUUGCAUAAUAAGGUACGAACAUUGAAAGAAUAGACCUUUUAUGCAAAUUCAUGUUACUCAGAGUGCAGUUUAAACGUGGGACCUGGGCACUGUACUUUGAACAUUUCAUAUACUUUUUCCUAUCACGCAUGUAUCCGCUAUGUACACUCUGUUUUCUGUCAAAAAUCUACAGUCGCAGAGAAAAAUCACGACGAUUAACCUUUUAAGAAUAUAAUUUAAAAGAAGAAAAAGAAAAAAACGGAAAACUCGUGAUUAAUAGAUCUUUCGAUAUAUGUAUUGUGUGUCUUUCGAUGUUGCGUGUAUUCUGUGCAACUUUGUACUUUAACCCACUUUUUCAUUUUUCUCGCUCGGUCUCUUCAGACGUCUUUCCUUUUUUUGCUCCAUUUACAAGAAGCGUGGAAUAAAAUUAUGUUGGAUAUUGAAUCUAAUAUAAUAUCUAUCGAAAUAUAAUAUCCACUUUGAUGAAAGUAAAAUUUGCAUUUUUUUCCAAUGAAAUUUAAAAAAUGGGACCUUGUAACAUAAAAAGCAUAAUGCUUCGAAUAUUUUAUAUAUACAUAUAUUUUUUUCAUAUCAUUUUUGUAUUCUGUUUUAUACCAUAUAUAAAAUUUUCUAUAAAUGCGUCAAAAAUUACAAUCUUGUCACAAAAUUACGACCAACGUUCAAUCACCGAGUAGCAUUUUUAACAGCCGACAUGUCACACAUUUUGUUACGUAUUUAAUGUGAGAUUGAAGGGAACUUAUUUGUUCUUCGAACUUCUGUCGAAUAACGAAACGCUAACUUCAAGCGAAUGCCGAAAAAUUGAGAACUUUUGUAAUUUUUGUUUCAGAACGACAGUAACCACGAUGACGAGAGUGAAGUGUUCUUUUGGGAUCCACCGUCCGCGAAGAACCGAAGUUCGAAAAGUCAGAACCACAUGCGACAAUUGCAGGAACAGUUGGCACAAGCCACCGUGAGGAUACGAGAUUUAGAAGUGGAACUUAAACGCAUUCAAAAGGUUAAUACUUCCUCCUUGAAAGAUGAAUUCACCGAUGGUCAUCAAAAAGCAGAAUUCCUGAGAGCGAAGCAAGAUAUGGUGAACCGUAUAAUACAAAUGGAAGAAAAGAGCCGGGAAGCCGAGAGGAACACGAAACGCGUGCAAUCGGACGAAACAGCGAUGAUCAAUGAUUUCCGUACGGUGCUGUCCAAAUUGAACUCCCUCGAGAAGCUGGAUUUAGUUCGUGGCGCGCUAAAAGCGCUGGAAACCGAGAACGAGAAGUAUAGCGAGGCUAAUAAGCAAGAAAAGUCCGACUUCGAUGAAAAGUUUAAGAGGCCCGCCAGCCACGAGCCUGUCGCGUUGAAGCCUAAUUUCGACGUGAGUUCGGAGAAUCACAUACGACACGAUGGAUUUAUCGAGACCUCGAGCAAUAGGGAGUCAGAAUUGCACAAGAAGAUUGAGGAGUUGCAAGAAGAGAAUAAGAGAUUGUUUGCCAAUAUCGAAGAACUGGAUCAACAGCAUGAAGAAUCGAUAGAGAAGCUAUUAUCUCUGAAGGAGGAGAUCGAAAGGAAACACCAGUGCCUUCAAAAUGCCUACGAGCAGCUUUACGUGGACUACAAUCAAGCUCAAGACAAAGUGAUCCAACUGGAGGGUAAACUCCGAGAGUGCGGCAUGCCGACGCGAAUAGAAACUGUCGAUCGUUCCGUGCACACCGACAGUGUCGAAUGCGUGGACGAGUAUAUCCAGGACGAGAGAAGCGACGAACUAACCAGGAAGGUGAAGUACAUUCUGGAACGGUUCUCCGUGGAGAUGGAGCCGGAUGAGUCGAUUUUCGAAACUCUGACGCAGCAGUACAUCGACGUGAAAUGGACGAAAGACAUGAUGGAAUGGGAGAUCGAGUCGUUGCAAGAAAAGGUGAAAUGCCUCGAGGUGGAGAAUUCCGCGUUGCGCAAGAAAAACUGGUUGAGAAAGAAAAAUGCGAUGAUACGGGGCCCAAACGAAACGCGAUCAAAGAGUCAAGACCAGUCGAAAUUGGAAAACAUCCCGGAAGAUAUCGAGGACACGUUCAACACGAUGGAGAACCUGAAUCGAAGAUUGCACAUGGCGUUGGACGAGAACGAUGAGUUACGGAAGAAGAUCGAUUUGUUGGAGAACGCGAAGAAGGAUGUACAGGAACAGUUGAGGAUGUCAUUGGAGAAAUGCAAGGGUCUGGACGAGAACAUCGAGUUCGCCGAGGAGCUGAAACUCGAUCUCGAGAAUGUGAGACGGGAGUUAAAAACGUCUAUUUCUAACGUGAAACAAUUAGAGAACAGUUUGACGCUGUUGCGAGAUUCGAAGGACGAAAUUCAACGGGAGAACGAAGAACUGUCUGGGAGGAACGAACAGUUGGAGAUAGAGUUGUCGCAGUGGCGUGAAAGUAAUUCAGAGACGGGGAAUAACGACACGUUGAAAGAUCUGCAGAUGCAAUUAACGGAGACCAACCGCGAGAAAGAUGACUUGGAGUACGAUAUAUUAAACAUGAGGAAGGAAUUGGACGAGGCGUUGAAUCAAAUAGAGAUGAAAGAAAGCGUGAUAGCAAAGCUGAAUCAAGAGAACGAAAAUCUAACGAAAGAGAAGGAUUCGUUGUUGGAACAGUUAACUGCCAUACAAGACGAUUCCAAUGAUAAAAUAGACCUAGUAACUACAGAAAAGUCUUUGCUGGAACAGGAACAGACUGAGCUGAAGGAAAAAAUAACGAAUAAUGAAGAAAUAUUGAACGAAACUAGAGAAUCAUUGCGAGAGAUGGAAGAAAGGUAUGCAAAAUUGGAGAACGAAUUUUUGUCGAUGAAUAAGAUGGCUGAGAAGCUUCAAUUGGAGAACGAAAAUUUGCAAAAUGAAAUUAAAAAACACGAAGAAUUAAAGAUUAAUGAAUCGAAGCUCAACGAGUUAACUGGAAAAUUAAGUUCCGUGCAAAGCGAUUAUGCUCAAAUGGAGAAUGAAAUGGAAAUGCUACGUUUAAGGGAAAGGGAAUUUAUAAAGUUGCAAGAGAGUUUCGCCACCGUGACUGAAGAAAAUAAAACCCUGAAAAUCCAAUACGAAGAAACCAAGGACAACUGUGUAAAAUUGGAGCAAAUGGUAGCGUGUUUACAAGCGGAGAAAAGAGAUUUGUCAAAUCGUGUAAAUGAAAGCAAAAAUGUCUGUGAUAACGAGAAGCAACAACUCGUAUCUCUUUUAGAGGAGAAGACACGAGAGAACGACAUCCUGAAAAAUGAUAAUGGUAAACUAAUGGCAGAGAUGUUCGAUUCGCAAAAGAAAUUACAAGAGUUGAUGGUCAAUAACGCUGAAUCAGCUGAUAUGAGCAAAGAAACGAUAGAAAGUCUAUCUCAUCUUAUCAGAGAAAAAGACGAGGAAAUUAGUAGUCUGAAAAAUACACUCCAUCUUAUCGAGACCGAUAAGGAGAUGUCAGAUCAUUUUGCAUAUAUAAAGAACGAAAGGGAUGAACUCGUGAAACUUGUAACGAGCAAGCACAAUGAAAACGUGCAAUAUCACGGCGAAAUUCAAAGGUUGUCGUACCUCUUGAAUGAGCAAACAUUGCAGGUUCAAAAUUUGCUAACAGAGAAAAGUCGUGAUCUAUCCGAAUUGAAGGAGAAAGAUACUCAACUUCUGUCAAUAAAGAACGAGUUAGAGGCAAUGCAGCAACAUUUGAGAAAUGUCGAAGAAUCAAACAGCAAGGAAACUUGCAGUGUCGUCGAGCAUUCAACUCUCGCGGCAGAAAUUGCGACUGUCACUGAAAAAUGUGACGCGUUAAAAAGAGCACUAAUUCAAGAACAGUCGAACAGUACACUGUUGCAGGAUCAACUUAAUAAAAGUCAAAGUAAAGAAACUUUGACAUGUAGCAUCGCGGAACACUCAACGUUAACAGAGAAUAUUGUGAUCCUCAUGGAGAAGUGUAACGCGUUCAAGGCAGCGUUAAUUCAGGAGCAAUCGAAUAAUAGAAUAUUACAGCAUCAACUUAAUGAAAGCCAGAGUAAAGAAACUGUGACAUGUGGUAUCGGCGAACACUCAACGCUAGCAGCGGAAAUUGCGAUCGUCAGUGAAAAGUGUAACGCGUUAGAGGCAGCAUUAAUUCAGGAGCAGUCGAACAACAGAAUGUUGCAGAAUCAACUUAAUGAAAGCCAAAGCAAGGAAGCGAAUGCCGCGAAGGAGUUAGAAAGAUUACGAACACAUUUGGUCGAAAUGGAAUCGAGCUACACGGAAGAUGCAUUACUUGCGGAGGAAGCGCGAAAAGAAUUAGAAGCGAAACUACAGCAGGCUGAAGAAAAAGUAAAGAGCAGUUCAAACGCGUACACAUCCGCAAGUAUAAGAGCGAAUCAACAAGUGGAAACGUUGCAGCAACAAAUAGCAUUGAUUAUUCAACAGAGGGACGAUAUACAGAACAAGUUAUCUACCGCUGAAGAUAAAAUCUUGUCACAGACUGCAUCCUUAACUAACUUGCAGAUUGUCUUGGAACAAUUCCAACGAGAUAAGGAAAAAGAUAUCCUAGCGGCGACUGAGAGAAUUCAAUUUAAAUUAAACGAAUCCCAUAAAAAACAAGAGGAGUUGGCCAAUGAUGUAGCAAUUCUUAAGGAACAAUUAGCUGAAGCUAAAGAAUGCUUACAAGCAGCCUCCAGAUUAAGCGAACAACUCGAUAAAAAAACAGAACGUAUCGAACAGCUGAGCGAAGAAGAACUCUCGUUAAAAAUCUUUUAUUGGGUUACCUGUCUUCGUCGGCAGCAGAUAAAUCUUCAGUCCUUAGAGUGUUCUCCACGGUUUUGGAUUUCAACGAAAUGGAGAAGGAUAAAGCGGGAUUGAACAACGUAGUCGGGCAAAAUAGUUGGUUUUCUCGUUUAAGCGGCGGAUCUAUCGUUCCUAACAAGCCGUUGCCACGACCUGGACACAGUAGACAACACUCUACGUCGUCGACACAAUCUACUUCGUUACUUUCCAAUGUAAAUUUACCAACAUUUCCAGACUUUAUUCCAGCCAGAAAUACAGGAUCUAUUUUAAAAGAAGUACUGAAGGACAGCUGAUAUUAAUUCCUAUAUAUUUUUCUUUGUAAAUUGUAAGACUGUAGUGGAAAGCAAUGUUUAAGGGAAAUAUGUUUGUUGAAUUUCAAUUAAUAAGAGUAAAGUGAGUAAUGAUUAUGAAAUUAAUUUUACCGUGCUUUUAUAAGAGAAAAAAACGAUAUUUAUAAUAAAUUUUGUCAAUGAAUUGUUAAUUGUAAUAACGUAUUGCUUCCCUAACGUCGAUUUUUCAACAUAAAGGAAAUAACCUAAAUAUUUGUAAAAAGUUUUACUUGAUAAAAUCUAAUAAAAAUAAGUAAUAAAAAAUAAUAAAUAGUAAUAAAACGUAAUAUUUUAUGGUGCUUACGAGAGAAAUGUUUAACGUCAAUCCGAAGAUUCAAUUUUCAAUUGACAAUAAUUAAGUAAUGUAAAUUGAUAAAAAAAAUAUGUUACAAUAAUUAGUACAGAGUGAAAAUUUCGUCAAUUUAAAAUAAUCCGUAAUCAUAUUGUUUUGUCAAAAAUACAUUAAGAUAAAAAAUAUUUUAUCUCAAAUUGUACAACGAAUGAAAUAAUAAAUAGGAUACAUUUAUAUUGAAUUUGUCCAUAUAUAUUUUGCAUUUGUAAAAAUAAUAUGAAGUAUGAUAUUGAUGUGAUUCAUUCGUUUACUUAUGCCAAUAAUAAUAUUAAAUUUCAUACAAUCUAAUUUAUAACUUGAUGGACAGAAUAAUAAUUUAUAACUUGAUGAACAUUAAUUACAAGUUUUGUUUAUAUCUUUACAAUCUUAAAC
This is a messenger RNA of Heterotrigona itama, 5794 nucleotides long. The record is from the annotation of a GenBank genome assembly. NCBI's taxonomy places the organism in Eukaryota, Metazoa, Arthropoda, Insecta, Hymenoptera, Apidae.